Molecule: messenger RNA, 1471 nt
Organism: Pocillopora meandrina
Lineage: Eukaryota; Metazoa; Cnidaria; Anthozoa; Scleractinia; Pocilloporidae
Source: the annotation of a GenBank genome assembly
CUACCUCCGAUCACGAAAAUAAUAAAUCUUUCGCUUGAUUCUGGUUAUUUUCCACGCACCUGGAAAAGUGCUCUAGUAAGGCCGCUGUUGAAGAAGGAUGGAUUACCUCUUGUUUUUAAGAACUACAGACCCGUGAGUAAUUUGGCAUUUAUCUCAAAGCUGGUUGAGACUGUUGUUGCCAAGCAGCUACAGCAUUAUCUGAAUGGCAACAAUCUGUUCCCAGUGUUUCAAUCCGCCUAUCGACAGAACCACAGCACAGAAACUGCACUCCUUAAGGUUAUGAAUGAUAUUCUCCUUAACAUGAACAGUCAACGUGUUACUCUGCUUAUUCUGCUCGAUUUAAGUGCUGCCUUCGACACAGUUGAUCACGACACCAUGCUACGUCGACUUGAGUCAUCAUUUGGUAUACAUGGGAAAGCCCUCUCCUGGUUUACGUCCUAUUUGUCUGGUAGAACUCAACGGAUAAUGAUUAACGAUUCGCUGUCGGAACCUUUUAAAUUAGAAUGCGGUGUGCCUCAAGGUUCCUGUCUGGGUCCGUUAUUGUUUUCGUUGUAUACGAGCAAGCUUUUUUGAGAUCAUUGAAUAUCAUUUGCCCACGAUUCAUUGUUACGCUGACGACUCUCAAGUUUACAUCUCAUUCAGUCCCAACGACAGAGCUGAGCAACUUGCUGUAGUGAGGAGUAUGGAGGACUGCAUCAGAGACAUUCGUCUUUGGAUGUUGAAUAAUGAUCUUAAAUUAAAUGACGACAAGACUGAAUUCCUUAUCAUUGGCACAUCACAACAGCUGGGAAAGCUCGACAAUAUCAGUAUACGUGUGGGCGACUCAGACAUACAUCCCGUGCCAAUUGCGAGAAAUCUUGGUUCCUGGUUUGAUUCAAGGCUCUCCAUGGCAACACACAUCACGAAAAUUUGUGCCUCUUCAUUUUACUACAUUUAUAAUAUUCGUCGGAUCAGAAAGUACCUUUCACAGCAGUCAACGGAAACUCUUGUCCAUGCAUUUAUAACGAGCCGCCUGGACUAUUGCAAUGGCCUAUUAUAUGGACUACCGGACUGCUUGUUGAAUAAGCUGCAACGAGUACAGAAUGCUUGUGCCAGAUUGAUUCUUAAAGAACAGAGAUUUUGUCAUAUUACGCCCUUAAUUUUUAAGUUACACUGGUUACCAAUUAGAUAUAGAAUUGAGUUUAAAAUAUUGUUAAUUACUUUUAAGAUUCUUAAUUUUUUAGCCCCUUCUUAUCUAUCCUCUCUUAUUUCCCUUAGACCCCCCUCCAAAUAUAAUUUAAGAAAUUCCAGUGAUAAGCUUUUACUUAGCCAUCCAUCAUUUAAAUCGAAAGCUACACUGGGUGACCGUUCUUUUACCUGUGCUGCUCCGAAACUAUGGAACGAACUACCGCUGGAUAUUAGGAGCGCAAGAACAGUAAAUAUUUUUAAAGCUAAACUGAAGACUCACCUUUUUCGUAGUGCAUUUCUAUAG